Molecule: messenger RNA, 1689 nt
Organism: Dichotomopilus funicola
Lineage: Eukaryota; Fungi; Ascomycota; Sordariomycetes; Sordariales; Chaetomiaceae
Exons: 2
Coding region: 1-1689 (562 amino acids)
Source: RefSeq, a predicted model, not a curated record
AUGGCCCUUCUCGCAGCGAGAGAGGCCCUCUCGUUCCCGGCGGGCGACAAUGCGACCGACACCCUCAUCAACAAUGUCCACCUCAACCUGACCACCCUCAAACACUGGAAUUACACGCUCUACUCCAACGGCUCCCUCUCCAACACAUCCUGGUGUCUCCUCACAUUUGACUCCUACGCACCGGCCCGCCUCCUUCCCAAUGGCACCUUCAUCAACGCGACCUGGUGCUGGUCGCCCACCGAGCCGAUUGGCAUUCGCGGUGGCAUUGGCAUUGGAUACGCUGUCUUGUUUGGCGUCGCCCUUGUGAUGAGUCUUGUUUGUCUCAAUAAACACGGGUCCCUGCAUCUUCCCGUCGAGAAACGAUUCUACCGCAUCGGAAGGCGCUGGCAAUGGUAUUGGGCUCUUUUUGUGUCUGCCACGGCUAUCAUCAGCUUGCUAGUCGCGGUGGACGUCGAUCGAUACUUCUUGCCGGAGCUGCCCGUUAUCUUGACAAGCUUCUUUUGGUAUUUAAUGCAGUGGGGUGCUAUGGCGUUGGUUUGGGAGGCGGUACGCCAUUGGGGAAGCUGGAUGGAGCGCCAGUUCAUUGACCCGGAUCCAUUUACACUCCGGGAUGGUGACAGACGGUCCAGGGUUGAGUUCUACCUACCGUUGUUGUUCUACCUCUUCUUAUGGCUCAACUUCUUUAUGAUCGUUCCUCGAAACUGGGGCGCCAUUGAGCUCCAAAGAUACCCUCAGCAAACUGUCGAACAAGCCGCCCCGGGAGCCACAGAUGCUCGCUUCAAAGCGGGUGCCUUCCUCCUUGUCGCCUGUUGGCUGGUGACUGGUUUCUCUCUACGUCACUCCAUCAAAUACUACUGCCCGCGCAACCGGGGCAUCUUCAACCGCAUCAUCGGCUUUGUCCGCUUCGCCCCCUUACGAUUUUUGAUCCUCCUCCCUCUAGCUGCCGCCCUUGUCGCUUACCAGGCCCUGGUAUCAUUCUACUUUGAGUACAGCCCACUCCGAGUCGGCGGCCCUAACUACGCUAUCUUUCCCGGCGGAUACACGCCCUCCCUCCUCAUCCUCUUCACUCAGAUCCUCUUCGGCUUUCUCAACCCCAACGAGGACCUCGAACUCCAACGCCAACGCCGGGUGCGGAACCAAGCCAUUAACCGCGAAAUGGGCAUUACUAUCAAGCCCUCAUGGUGGCGCCGUGUCAACGGCGAGACGCUAGACACAAACGGGAGCACACGCGACCAACUCCUGCGCAACGUCCGCGAGAUCCACGGCAACAAGGCCACCGGCACGGCUAGUGCAGCUGAAGUGGGCAAUCCCACCACCGACGGAAACCGCCCCGUCGAAAUGACACCUGUGUCUCCCUCAUCCAUAUCCUCCCCGGGCGUACGGAGCCCACCCCUAACCCCAUACACCGGCCGCUCCGAACAAAGACGCCAAGAACGCGCUCAACAAAUGGUGGCCGGCAUUCUCUUCCCCGAAUCAACACAACAACAAAAUCCACCAGCGAGCGCCAACACCACGGCGCAAAGACGGGCCGAGCUGAUGAUGGAUGGGCCACCGCCACCGCCGUACACAGAAACCUCGCGGGAUCGGGAUCCGCGCGGCCAUACCAACGGAGCGAGGAGCGUGGGUGGCCAGUCGGAGACAUCAACCAAUCAGCCGCCGCAGCAGAUUAGGAGUAUGCUGGAUGUCUGA